Molecule: messenger RNA, 983 nt
Organism: Rhipicephalus microplus (southern cattle tick)
Lineage: Eukaryota; Metazoa; Arthropoda; Arachnida; Ixodida; Ixodidae
Product: basigin
Source: RefSeq, a predicted model, not a curated record
GAGCUGCGCAUAUGCACUGCAGCGAUCGGCUCGCCUCUCAGGUGUCCACCCAGCUGCUCGUCAGCGUCCUCGCCAUCACCACCAACGAGGAGCACAAGGGUCAAGGCAUCACCAUCGACCCGAGCGAGCCGUUCGUGCUGAGCUGCGACUCGGGCCAGGCGAGCGUUCCGGUUAAGUGGGAGAAAGAAGGAGAUGGUCCCAUAGCCGAGGACGAUCCGCGGCUCAAGGUUCUCGAGAAUAAGACCACGUGGAGCCUGACCAUCGAUAAGCCGACCCCCAAGGACGCCGGCAAGUACAAGUGCACGGCCGGAGCCGACUCCGCCGAGAUCGACGCCUUCUUCAAGCUGGCGGCCACACUGAGCGAGCGACAGUCGACCGCGCCCUCGGCCUGGGUCGAGGGAAAAGAGGCGUACAUCGCUGUCGCCAUCGUGGGCUACCCCAAUAAGUUCACGCUGACCUGGACAAAGGACGAUCGGCCGCUGAAGGUUGACGAUCGCGUGACGACGCAGAAGUUCGAGGAAGUGGAGGACGCCAUGAUCCGCUUCAAGCCGCUCACGACGGAAGACGCCGGCAAGUACGUGUGCCUAGUGGAUAACGGCAAGGAGCACGUGGAGUUUGAGCACACGGUCGAGGUUAAAGGCAAGUACGCGGCGCUGCUCCCUUUCAUCGGCAUCUGCGUCGAGGUGGCCGUGCUGUGCGCCAUCGUCUACGUGGUGGAGAAGAAAGCGCUCGGGGAUGCCAUGCGGGCGCCGGUGUCCGCAGUCAGCGCCUCGGAGCUGCCGCACGAGGAGGCCGAAGAAGCCGCCGGCCAUGCAGGGGAGGAACCCGGACAAGAGGUCCCUCCAGCACCAGAGGGCCAGGAGGAUGAGCACGCGGCGGCUAACGCACCGCCACACGAGGCUGCUGCCGAACCGGCACCGCCCCAAGAGGCUGCUGACGCACCGCCGCAUGCGCCGGCUGAUGUACCGCCACACGCCCAGUAA